CCUGGCCCCACCCCAUAUGGGAAAGCAUCUGCUACCUAAAGUCAAAUAUACGACAAACAUGAAUUUCUAGUACUAAAAUUAUCCUAAUAAUUAAAAAAAAAUCACGCAUUAAAUAACCCAAAUGCCCCCCAAUAAUUCAUUUCUUUCUUCCAUUUUUCAUUCAAUGCAUUGAAAGACCAAACCCUAAUCAAUUCCAAUCAAAAUCAGAGGUCUGGAAAAGUGGGAAAUUACUUGGAAACUACCAAAAGCCUACCCACCGCCCACCACACAACCACUUCCUCCCAUUUUCAAUUCUCUGUUUUCUUGUUUUUCCCGACUGAAAUUUCCUUCCAUUCACACCUGACACUUUUAGCAGUGUUUUAGGAAGAAAAGAAGAAGAAAGGUUGUCUGCUUCUUCCUCCUUGAUUAUCCCUCUGAGCUGUGUUAAUUUUGUGAAAACAUGGGAAUAGCUGCUUUAUUUGUGUUUCUUUCUUUUUUUUGUUUGGUUGCGCUUUUUCAGCGUUGAAUCUAUUUGGGAUCCGACUAUUGCGUUUAGCUCGGGAUUUGGAUGCCGUUUUACCAACGAAAAGUGUAAUCUGGCCCGGAUUGUGUUUUCUUGGUGUUUCGUUGCUUUGAACCGAUUUUUCGUCUUUCCUUGAUUAGAUUAUUGAUGGGUUAUCUUCAUAGAGGCUGUCGGUGCGGAUGAAAAUCAUUUUUUUCUUUUUCAGCCUAAUUGGGGAAAGCUUCCAUUUUUGAACUUUGUUUUUUUUGUUCGUGAGCUUUGCUUUUAAGAAUGCACGCCAUUUUAUAGAAUCCAGAUAAUUUUGAUUGCCUUUGCCUUGUGGGUUUUGGUUCCCUUGAUGAUAUGACGUGCUUUACUCUUCUAAUUAUUUAACUGAUGAUUUGUGCUACCCACCUGGCUGGUGAUGGAUGUAUUUCUUCUACCACCCAACCUACCUAAACCCACUUGAGAAGCAUUUGUUAUUUAUUGGGUCAUUUUGUUGUGGGUUUCUAGAUUGAACAGACGUUUGAUUGUGAUAAGACGGGUUUGUUCGUGCAGGGGACUUCUCACGAAAGGGGUCAUCUUCUUCAGCUGUAGAGUAGGUUAUUAGAAAAUACUGUUCUUUUUUGCUUUGGCACUUGGGUUUUAUUAGAGGGAUAUUUCAGGAGUAUUCAGCUGCUUUGAGGAGGAUGCCGGUUUCUGGGAAUGAAGAGGUUUGCCAAUUGUUUUUUAGAUUCUGUUUUUUUGUUGACCUGGGGCUUUUUAAUGGCUUCGAUGGAAAAUUAGACCAUGUAGCAGCAGCAUUCUUUAUGGGGUUUCUCUGUGUUUGCAGGCUAAAGUUCUUGCUCGGUUGUCUAGUGAUAUUUCUUCUGGGAUUCCUCUCAAGAAAAGGAGGUUCUUGUUGGAUCCUCCUCCCUCUCCUCCCUGUAAUGAACCUCCAGCUGCACUUUUGGGGAUAUCUGAUGGCAAGGUUAAUGAAGAAUCUGGGUCUGAUUUGAAGCUUAAAGAAGAAUUUAGAUCGGAUUCUAAGGAAAAGGAAGGAUCUUGUUCUCAAAAGGAUAAGCAAGAAUAUAAGGCAGACACGCGGAAUACAGAAGCAGCUGGAUCAAAUUUACAGAAUAAAGUUGAAUCACUGCUUGGUUCUAGUGUCACAGAAGAAUCACGUUCAGAUCAAGGGUCUGUGAAUAGUAACGUAACUGAGAAAUAUCCUGGAAAUUCAGAUGUGGGUAAUACUAAUCUUCGGGAAGUCAAGAAAGAAAUAGUUCCUGCUCCAGGUGUUCAUUUGUCUAACUCAGUUAUGAAAAUGUCUGGGCCAAAACUUCUGGAAGUAAGUUCGGAAAGCGGAGCUGGGUUUUUAUCAUUGACUGGAAAAACUGUUGCUUCAGAAGCUCCAAAAAUCACUGGAGCUGCUGUUUUGGUGAGUGUGAAGAAAGAGAUGGAAAGCAAACAAAUGGACGACGGCAAUCCUAAACUCUCUGUAAUUUCAGGUAAUGAUCAAAAUAAAUUGGGAACGAAAGAGUUUCUCGUGUCAGGUUUUGGAUAUCCAAACUUGCAGAGCAAUGUUGAUAGGAGUGUACCUGCUCCUGCUUUGUCCUUGUCAUUAACCAAAGAAGUUGAAAAUAGAAUUGGUGAUGCUAGCCUUACAAGUCACGGUGAAAUUCGGCCUGCUGAUAGAUCAAAUUGGGACUUGAAUACUACAAUGGAUGAUUGGGAGGGAACUGCUCCUGAUGCUGGUUUUCGAUUUGAUGUUCUUGGGUCAACAGAGAAAACAGAUCCAAACAGUGGUAGAGUUUUCUCAGGCUUCUCUCCAGUUGUCAGAUCUUUGAGCGAGAAGGGAAAGCAGGUUAUUCCAACAAGCAUGCCCCGAUCUAGUUUUCCAAAUUCCUGUAGGCAGCUUAUCCCACAUUCUGAAGAUUCACUCCGUUUGACUCUUAGUCCAUCUUUUCAAGAUAAGGAUUAUGGCAGAGUUCUGUCGGGUCUAACAAAGAACGUAGCAGGAGGGGAUGUUGCAUAUCUGCAUAGAGUAGUUGAGGAAUCAUUGAAAAAUAAGAUUUCAUCUGAUAUUAGAGUUGUUAAAUCUGAACCCUCUGAGGAGAAUUCCUCACCUAAUCCUGCUGGAACUUUAAGUGUUUCGACUAAGUUAUUAGAUGCCAGCUCUUUGAAGAAGGAACCUGUUGAUAAGGAAAACAUUCAGGCUCUUAAACUGACAGCUAGCAGCACCCACAAUCUAACUGGACCAAAGUGCAUUAAAGCAGAACCUACAGGUGAAGCUUGUGUGGCUAUUAGUGGAGCACCAGAUUCAACGCGGCAGCAAUUGAUUGUGAAGUUUGGCCACUCCCAAGAGAGUGGUUCCUCUUCUGUUUUAGCAAUGCCUGUAACGCCUCCAAAUCCUUCUCCGUCAAGGCCGCCUGCUUCGUCCGAGUUGUCCAUGAGUGCUGAUAUUUCAAGUCAAUCUGAUCUUUCUGUUCAUACUAAAGAAUGUCAUUUGGGUGUUGAUAUCAUAGCACAAUCUGCUACAGAUAUGAAUCCCAAUCUUCCAAAUUCUGGUAGCCGUGAUGAAGUUCUGACCGGUAGUGAGGUCGGAAACCGAGCCAUAGAGGACAAGAAUGUCGAUGAUUCCAAGACUGAAAGUGUAAAAGAACGUUUGCAAAAUUUGCAUGCAAGCGGAGAAGGUUCGGUGAGUGAUGAAGAGAAACUCAACAUAUCUGCGGAACUAAUGGAAGAAUCAUACGACUCUGAUUAUGAAUCUGAUGGUAAUCAGGUUUCUGCAAGUCGCAUUGAGAAACCAAAUAGAUGUGUGAGAGAUGAUGAAGAAUAUGAAGAUGGUGAGGUUCGGGAAUCUGGAAUGGCCUCUAAGAUUACUGCCAAUGAAAUUAGAGUGAAAAGUGAUAAGCUUGAGUGUAAAACUAAUGAUCCUCAAUCUGGUACCCGCGACGACGUUGACCAAUUCCAACCUGAUAUUAAAGACAAUGAUUUGAAAAUCCAUGAUGAUUCAAAUUCAGGUGAGUUUGCGGAGAAUGUUGGGUUUGUCCCUACUGAAAAUUAUGAUCCGCUUUCUGAUAAAGAUGGUCCUUCACUCAACUUGUCUUUAGAAGAAAAGGCAGAAACGAAUGAAACUGUUGUCCACGAGAAGGAACCAUGUAUUUCUGAUCAAAUAAAUUUGGCGGACAACAGUGGUAAUAAAUCUUCAACAGAGGGCGCUGUGAAAGAUAAAUCUUUUGAAGGUACUAGUUCAGGAUGUAGGAUUGCUAUGACAACUUGCGAGGCCAAAGGUGAAAUAUUUAAAGCAGCAGUUGACACUGCUGAGAAGCCUAGUUCAUCUUUGCAUGUUGAAGCAUCUUCUAAUGAUACUAAUGCUGCAGAAGAUUCAAACCAUGCAGGUAAUCGGGGCCGUAUUAUCAGUUUGCCUCGUGCGUCUGCAAGAUCUCCCUGUAAAACAAAGCAAGUUCCAGAUAAGUUACCAUCAUCACGAAAUGGAAGAGAAAGGUACUACGAUCUAGAUGGGGAAAAAUUUUAUCUGCGAGGAAAUAGAGAUGAAAUGGACACUGAUGGUUUUCACAGAUUUGGUAGAGAAAGGAUCCAAGAUCAGUCAUUUAGGAACUCCAGGGGAAACUAUUCACGGGGAAGAGGAAGGUUUUCUGGUCGCUUCAAUACCUCACGAAGUGAGUGGGGUUCUGGCCGUGACUUUGCCGAGGGAAGUUACAGAGAUGAUUACCGCUUUACCCGUAGCAAACAUGCAGCAGAUAUCUCUGAUGCCAAACUUGAUUGUGAUGAAUAUCUUGUUGCACCUGAUGGUGGUGCUUUAAACACUGGUAGAGGAAGGAAGUCUCUGAAUAACGAUUUGCCUUCAUAUCGUCAUGCAUCUUCAAGAAGGUUUUCCCCUGGUGGUAGAGAGGGCCCUGCUGGUAGGGGUGCUGAAGUGCUUCGCAGGAUGCCAAGGAAUAUCAGCCCUGGAACUCGAAAUAGUGAAAAUGGGAUUGGAUUGGUUGGUCUCCGGCAUGAUGAGAAGUUUGUGAGGGUUCUAUCUGAUGGUGUUAUUGAUCAUCCUUAUACUCGACAACAUAGAAUGUAUGAGGGAGGUGAUAGUCAGUUUAUCCAAGGCAACAGAAACUUCUCUACAUUUCGGAGGGGUGGUUUCCCUCGAGUUCGGUCAAAGUCUCCUGUCGGACGGCAAACACGGUCCCCUGGUUCAUGGGCUUCUCCUAGAAGGAGAUCUCCUGAUGGGUUUAAUCGACUUCCGCACAUAACACAGCGUAGAUCACCAGCGAUGUAUGGCGUGGAGAGGAUGAGAUCCCCCGAUCGUCCUUGUUUCCCUGAACAAAUGGCUGCUAGGAGGCGUAACUCACCGUCUUACAUGGCUCGCCCUUUUAAUGAUUCAAGGGAUGUAGAUUCUGGAAGAGAUCAUGGUCGAAGACCUAUCAACUCGAGUAGACGGAGCCCACCUGAACGAAUCUUUAAUAGAAGCAACAGAAGACUUGAUGAUUUUGAUCCUCCAACUCGGUCAAAUGAUGAUGCUAAUUUCUUUGGGAGGCCAGUAAGUUCCGCCAGAUUUCAUGAGUUCAAUUCAGAUGCCUGUAGUGAUGAGAGAAGAAAGUGUGGUGAGAGGCGAGGGUUGACUCGUCCAUUUGGACCGGCACAAGUAGGUGAUAGUGGUAAUGUCCAUAUCCGGUUUCAAUCAGAUGAUAGCCCUCGGCCGUUGAGAUUUCAUCCUGACAUGGAUACAGAAUUUGCUGGAAGGGGAAUCAAUCAAAGGGACUUUGAUGGGAGAAUGAAGAAUCGUCAAUUGGUUGCUCCACGACGAAUUCGUGAAAUCGAUGAUCAAGAAGGAAGUUACAGACAUACUACUGGGCAGGUCUGGCAAGAUGAUGCCUUUAAUGAAGAGUCUGGAUUUAAAAGAAGAAGAUAUUAGUAAACGUGAUUUGCGCCACUACGCUUUGCAUAUGAUAAGCCGAUCCAUACUUUGAUAAAAUCUAAGUUGUGAGGUCUGGUAAACGAACAAUACUAAACUUGAAACUUCCUGGUUCCGAAAGUGGAAAUGGAAGUCAUGCUCUUAUCUCACUGGUGGGUACUGUGUAUUGUAUGCCAAGGUAAUGGCUGUCUGUCACUUCCAUCAUAACAUAUACCCUCACAAGGAUUCAGUCCUUGGAAAUGAUAUAUACCUGGUGCUUUGAGUUGACCAGGAUUCCUAAAAGUAGGACCUGAUUCAGAUUGAUCCUACUUCAUUUGGCCAUAAAUUUGACGGGAAGUUAAUCAUGUGUUUGCCCUUUGGUUCCGAUCAUCCGAUGGGAUCGAUCACCUGUCCAGUACAACUUUGUCCAUCACUGUCCCAAGUGCCAAUGUCGAUGUUGUAGCCUCUUUUUUUUUUUUUUGCAUUUCAAAGAUAUCUAGUCUGCGAAGGCAGAAUAUGGGUAAUCUGUUCUGUUCCCUUCUGAGAAAGGCAGAGAGAGCUGCUAGCUGUUUUCAACGCACCAUAAUGCAGCAGCAGUAGUCUUUUGGUUAGAGAAGCUAAUUUUUGCAUCCUAACAAAAGCAUAUCUGUACAUACAUGGUUUAUCAAACCAUUGGAAAUGAACCAACCCAGAGAAUCCUAUCACAGUAUCACUAGUGUAUAUCGUAAAUAGUAUAACCGACUUUGAUCUUCUUUGAGGAGAACAUCGUAAAGGGAUCUUGAAUAAGGUUUAAUGCGUGUUUCAACUUGGAAUGAUCCGUUUGCUUUUUGUUCAUUAUCAUGCUAUCAACUUAUUAGAUGGCUCAGUUUGAUAGUCAGAGUUCUGACCGUAAAGUAGAAAUUAGGAGUAUUUUAGACUCACUUGAUUAACUGUAAAUGCUCAAAACUCACAGUAAUAACAAUCAAUCUCCCGACACUCACUAAUAUUAUCGGAGGCUAAUCGAUAAUAUUUUCGUCCAUUCUGGCCAAUCAAUAGUUUCAGUGACAUGUGUUAUUAUCUCAUUGGAUAGUCAUUAAACAGUAAAAAAAAUUAACUGUUAAUUCAUCUAAAUAACCACCAUUAACUCUGGAAAAAAAAUUACUAAUUGUCGAAAAGA
Molecule: messenger RNA, 6525 nt
Organism: Oldenlandia corymbosa var. corymbosa
Lineage: Eukaryota; Viridiplantae; Streptophyta; Magnoliopsida; Gentianales; Rubiaceae
Source: the annotation of a GenBank genome assembly